This is a messenger RNA of Chlamydomonas reinhardtii, 5446 nucleotides long. RefSeq lists its product as uncharacterized. Lineage: Eukaryota; Viridiplantae; Chlorophyta; Chlorophyceae; Chlamydomonadales; Chlamydomonadaceae. The transcript has 11 exons. Gene Ontology annotation, cellular component: ribonucleoprotein complex; nucleus; cytosol. The coding region runs from base 115 to 3897 and encodes 1260 amino acids. The record is from RefSeq and is a predicted model, not a curated record. Gene Ontology annotation, molecular function: poly(A) binding; mRNA 3'-UTR binding; poly(U) RNA binding.
CAUAGCAGGGCCAGCAGUUCAAGCUUGCUGAUUAGGGCCACCGAAUAGGACAGAAAUCCUGUGCGCCGCAAGCUCCAUCAGCACAAGCCUCCCUUUCUUUGCAACCCUACCAAAAUGGAGGACAAGCCUAUUGAGAAGAUGACCGUGCUUGAGCUUCAGGCGGAGCUGCGCAAGCGUGGACUGAACGAGAAGGGCCGCAAGGCAGAGCUGCUUGAGCGCCUACAGGAGGCAAUGGGAGUGGACACGGGCGGAGAUCAGCCAGAUGCUGAGGAAUCUGCGCCUGCCGAGGAUGCUGCUGACGCUGGUGCUGCUGCGCCUGUAGAGGAAAAGCCAGUGGAGGAGGCGGCUCCGGCAAGCGAGAGCACACCCGCUGCACAGGCUGCGCCAGCGGAGGACGCCAAAGCAGACGAGGAGAUGGGCGAUGCCUUGGUCAAGCCGGACCCAGAGCCGGAGGUCGUGCCGUCCAGCGCUUCGGACCCAGUGAAGGAUGAGGCCGCCGCAGAUGCCGGAAAGGGCGGCGAGGACGGGGAGAAGGCGGACGAAGAGGCCGCCAAGGACCAGGGCGAGGGCGCUGAGGGGCAGCAAACAAAGGAGGACAAGGCGCCAUCCAAGGAGGCAACGCCGGCUGUUGACUACGGCCCCGAGGAGUGGGAGACGAUGGACAUCCCCAACGAGUUCAAGCCGCUGCCGUUGUUGCGGGUGCGCAACAUCAAGCUGGAGGCCAGCCCCGACGACGUGAAGCAGGUGUUCGAGGAGCUGGGCAUUCCGGUGCAUAGCAUCUUCUUCGACAAUGUGGAGCGCGGCCGCAAUGUGGCGCUGAUGCGCCUCAUGCCGCCCCCGCUGCCCUGGUCCCUCAGCAAGGAGGACCUGGCCUCGCACCCGCUGGAUGAGCCGCUGAAGCGCUACACGGAGGCCAAGGAGGCGGAGGCGAAGGAGAAGCGCGCGGCAGAGGAGGCCAAGCGCGCCGCCGAGGCGGCGGAGGCCGCGAAGGAGGCGGCCGCGGCGCGGGAAGCGGCUGGCGAGGGCGCGGAGGGCGGCGAGCAGCAGGAGGGUGGGGAGAAGGCGGAGGAGCAGCCCAAGCAGGAGGGCGAGCAGCAAGCGGCGGCGGAGGCGAAGGACGAGCCGAAGGACGAGCCCAAGGACGAGCCGAAGGAGGAGCCCAAGGAGGAGGGCAAGGAGGAGGGCAAGGAGGAGGCUAAGGAGGAGGCCAAGCCGGCCGAGGAGGGAGCGCAGGCCAAGGCCGCGGAUGGCUCGGCUGCCACCGCCGCCGCCGCGUCUCCCGCGCCGGCUCCUGCCCCCAAGCCGGCGCCGCUGCACAUGACCUUUGACGACGGCCGCGGCGACGGCGAUGUGCUCAAGGUGGCGCGCUACACGGCCAUGCGGCUCAACUCGCUGCCCUACCCGCUUGGCCUGCACGGCGACCGCCUCAUGAUCGACGCGCCGUCGCUGCAGUGCACGCUCUACCUGGGCAACGUCACGCAGGACGACGACGCGGCACUGCGGGAGGAGAUGGAGGCGCUGGGCCGUGUGUGCCGCUGCCACAUCAUGCGCGGCGGCUCGGGCCUGACCCGGGGCUACGCAUUUGUGGAGUACGCCACGCCGGCGGAGGCGCUGAAGGCCAAGGAGUCGCUGGAGUCGCAGAGCCGCAAGGCGUUCCAGGACCUCAUGACCACCAAGAACGACCUGCAGCGGCCGCGCGGCAUGGGUGCCCUGGCCGCCGCCAAGGCCAAGGCGGAGGCGGAAGCUGGCGCGGGCGCGGACGGCGGCGAGGCGCCCGCCAAGUCGGAGGCAGACACAGACAUGAAGGACCAGUCGGGGGGUCCUGGCGGCGAGGAGGCCCCGCCGGGUGUGGGCGAGGAGGGCGCGGGCAAGGCAGAGGCAGAAGCGAAGCAGGAGGAGGACCGUGAGCAGCAGCAACAGCAGCAGCAGGAGCAGCACGACGGACAGGAUAAGGGUGGCGACGACAGCGCGGAGGGCAGGGAGGCUGCGGCUGCGGCCGCCAAGGUGCUUCGCUGCGAGUUCACGCACACCAAGCGCGUCCAGGACAUCUUCUCGCGAAACCUGUACCUCGCCAGCCUGCCCAUGUCCUUCAGCGACGAGCACCACCUGCGCAAGGUGUUCAGCGAGUUCGGCCCCGUCACCUCCGCCUCCAUCACGCGCGGCCCCCAGGGCUACUCCAAGGGCUUCGGCUUUGUGGAGUUCAUGCGCUCCGAUCAUGCCGCCGCCGCGCUGCAUGCCCUGGACGGCAACGAGGCGCCGCAGAUGGGCAAGCUGGCCAUCUCCUUCGUCAACCCCUCAAAGCACACCGACCGCCAGCGCACCACGCAGGGCCCUGGCGGCCGCGGUCCCGGCCGCGGCGGCUACAACAGUCCCGGUGGCCGCGGUGCCGGCAACAUGAUGACGCCUGGCUUCCGCGGCGGGCGCGGCGGUGCGCCUUACUACGCCGGCCCGCCCGGCGGGGCGCGUGGCAUGUACGGCGCCGGCCCGGCAGGCCCGUACGGGAUGGGCCCCAUGAUGGGCCGCGGCGGCGGCCCCUACGGCCCGCGCGGCGGCAUGAUGGGCGGCCGCGGCGGUUACGGUGGCGGCUAUGGUGGCGGCUACGGCGGUGGCUACGGCGGCGGCUACGGCGGCGGUGGUUAUGGCGGCGGCGGUUACGGCAUGGGUGGGAUGGGCAUGGGCGGUGGAAUGGGCAUGGGCGGUGGAAUGGGCAUGGGCGGAUACGGUGGUGGCAUGGGCCGUGGCGGGCAGGGCGGCUACGGCGGCGGCUACGGGUCAGGGUACGGCCAGGGUGGGUACGGCGGCUCGGGCGGUGCGGAUUACGGGGCGUCUGGUGGUAUGGGCCAGCGGUCGCAGCAGGGCGCGACGCCGGUGUCGCCCACAGGGGUCUCGGGCGGCGCCGGCUACGGCGCCACUGGCGCGAGCGGAUACGGCGCCAGCGCCGGCCAGCAGUCAGGCGCCGCCGCCGGCAGCACUGGCUACGGUGCUAGCUCCGGCUAUGGUGCGAGCCAGGGCGCCUCCGGCUACCAGCAGCAAUCGCAGUACGGCGCACAGGCGGGCGGAUACGGCGCCCAGCAGAGCUCCGGCUAUGGCGCUCAGCAGCAGUCAGGCUACGGGCAGCAGCAGAGCUCCGGGUACGGUGCGCAGUCGGGCUACGGUCAGCAGCAGCAGCAGCAACCCGCGGCCGCGACUGGGUACGGCAGCCAACAGGCCGCUGCCAGCAACUACCCGACCUCCUACUCGGCACCUGCGCAGGCGUACCCGGCGUCCGGGUACGGCGCAAGCACCACCACCCAGGCCGCCCCGGCCACUGGCUACGGCCAGGCCCAGACCGGGUAUGGCUCACAGGCUGCGUCGGGCUACAGCCAGCCAGCUACGCAGUCGUAUCCGACGUCGUACGCGGCGGCACCGCAGGCCUACGGCAGCGCAGCGCAGCAGCCGGCACAACAGGCGGCACCCCAGUACAGCGCGCCCGCGCAGGCCGCCACCGGCUACAGCCAGCCGGCGGCAGCGGCAGCGGCGCAGCCCGCGUACGGCGCAACCCAGGGCUACAGCCAGCAGCCGGCAGCCGGUUACGGCAGCUACAGCCAGGCUACGGCCUACGGUCAGCAGCAGCAGCAGCAACCGCAGCAGGCGGCUUACGCUGCAGCGGCUGGCGGCUACACACAGCAGCAACAGCCCGCUGCUCAGGCCAGCUACUCCGCUUACGGGCAGCAGCAGCAGCCUCAGCAGGCGGCACAGCAGGGGUACGCGGCGUACGGGCAGCAGCAGGCGGGCUACGGGCAGCCGCAGGCGGCGGCGCAGGUGGGCCAGAAGCGCGAGGGAGAGGCGUACGGCGCCUACGCGGCCGGUGGUUACGGUGCGGCUGCUUACGACGCGAGCAAGCGCCCGCGCUACUAGACCUACCAACCACCACCCUCCCACCUACACCAACUCCUCCUUCCACCUUGCGCGUAUAGCAAUAGCACACCAGCACGGUGCGGCCUCUGCUUGGGUGCCUGCGUGCCCCAGUCCCCGGGAAGGGAGGUAUGAACAGGGUGCGCUCGCGGCAGCAGGGCGGGACGUUGUGUCCCAGGUGCUUGGGGUAUUAGGGUUUGGCAAGGUGUUGCUGUUGUGCUAAAUGCGGAGCUCUCCGCACUACGCCCGGGGUUGGUUUUGGGGUUGACGGUCAUGUGGGUCAAGUGUGACGUAAUGGUCUCUCGCGUCGGUCCUGGGCCAUGGGUUGCCGCUGUUUCUCGGGGUUCCACCUUGCGCUGAACAGCGCUCUAGUAGCAAUGGAUUGCGUGGCUGGGAAGUAAACGCCGCGCUGUGUGUGGUGCGGUGCUGAUGCAAGACUUGACUAAGGCAAGCACGCGCGGGCUGCGGACGUAGGAAGGAGGGUGGCUGGACUGAGGAUAGCACGAUGUUGGACACAACAUGAGGGGUACAGGGUGAAGGCGUGGGAGCAAAACUCGGGAACAUGUUAUGCACAUCAGCUUCCGCCAUACCCCUGCUACGCAUCAGCUAGGCUUCAGGCCCAUGCCGACGCCGCUAACCAUAACGGCGUCAACCCCCGCCAUGUGUCCAUGUGGCGAGCCGCGUGGAGGAUGCUGCUCCCGGCAAAGCGGCCGGGUCGUCGUGGACAUCCAGCGGCGAUUGAAGCGCCACAACAACGGUACCCCCAAGGCGCCAGCGUUCCGGUAUGGUGCCUGGGUUUCGGGACCGGUAAUCGAUGGUCAUCUGGGUCACUGGACGAGUAGCAGCUCACGGGCGAGGGCUUCAGAUUGACGGCGUGGUGGGUGGAUGGGUUGCAAGACAACCUGAGGCGUGUAUGCAGUACAAGGCUGGGUUCAUACUCGCGUCUUUCGGUUGGUGUCCAUGAAGUGGGAUUAUGGUGCGAGGGGCCGGUGCGAUGCCUGGCUGGGGUCAUAAGGGUUGACGAUUGCCAUCCACGUGAGCGGGCUAAGUCGGGUUACCCACUGGUUGUACAUCUGGGCAUUGGGUCCAUCGCUUCAGGACAUGGGGAUUCAGGACAAGCUGCAAUGGGGUGAUUUGGGGAUGAGGAACAGCCGACAGAAGAUGGGCCUUGGCAGUAGCUGCUGCAGACUCUGGACUCCCGCACCCUCCAGAGCCCUAACCUGUGCAGGAGGCGCACUCACAGGGCGGCCAGUCACUCGAGCUCAGCAGAGUCAACGGUAUGACGUGGACGAUUGACCUGCAGCAGCUCGCGAGUCCAGCCAGCUGGCGCCUGCGUUCAGGAAAGAUGCUGUCCGGGUGACGAGUACAGGAUCACAGGGAGGGUACAGUAAUGUGGUCGAGGGGCUGGGUCGUUCACUCGUGAUGCUUGCACCGCUCCAAUGGCAGAUGUUGAGCGUCCCUGUGGUUGUGCCGGUCAGUUGCAAUACUGCAAUACGUGGCAGGGGUGAACCCCAACGGAGGCCAAUGGCAACCCAUGUAAACAAAAGCGGAG